AUGGCGGGUCUCCACCGGUUUUGUCGCGUUGCUGCCGGUGGAGCGCAUUCAUUGCUCGUCACGGAGCGCGCUGAGGUGUUGGCAUGGGGUAGCAACUCCCACGGCCAAGUUGGAAAUGCCAGUGUGGAGGACAUCCUCUUUCCCACCGCGGUGGUGGAAUCCGGCCGCGCCCAAUUCGUAUUUGCUGGCAGAAAUUCAUCGAUGAUGAUUGAUGUGGAUGGCUACCUAUGGGCUUGGGGCUGCAAUGAUGACGGUAUGCUUGGCAUCGGUUCCGGCGUAGCAAAGCAACAGGUCCCCGCCAGGGUGGAAACCAAUGGUAAACGGAUUCGACAUGCUGCAGGGGGCUGGGGCCAUUUCCUAGCAGUGACGGAAGAUGGGGAAUUGCUCAGUUGGGGUCACAACGAGUACGGUCAGUUGGGCGAUGGCACUCAACAGAAACGGCGCACACCUACGCCUACCCCGCUCCCUGGAGAUGUUCGUGCAACCGUUGUGGCAGCUGGAUCAUACCAUAGCCUGGUGCUAACAGAAACUGGCGAAGUUUUAGCGGCAGGCUUUGGAUACACCAAAGCCGGGCAGCAGUUCCUUCAAGUCAUCCGCACUGGCGUCACAAUGGUCGUUUCUGGCACCUCGCACAACUUAGCCUUGACGAAGACGGGCACCGUGCUCGCCUGGGGCGCCAAUGACCACGGGCAGGUGGGCAACGGCCUUUUAGAUUUUCAGCCGACUCCUACAGCAGUGGAAAGGCAGCAGCUGAUCAUUGCGGCAGGUGGAUGUCAAAGUUUCUGCGCAAACGAAUUUUAUUUCGUGAAGGCUUGGGGUCAUGGAGUGGUACCCGUGGAUGACCGGUCCUACGAUUGCCCGGCGCGUUACAGCGUGGCUGAGCCUACCGAAUUAUUCAUUCCCGAUGGCGCAUUUGCAAUCGCGGCUGGAGAUGACCAUGCUGUGAUUGUUGGAUCUUUGGGUCAGGUUGGCUGCUAUGGCGCAAACAUGUGUGGCCAGGUGGGUAACGACUCCACCGUGGACAUGGGUCGCAUCAUGCAGGUAUUGCCUGGCGGCACGGUGGAGAUCCUCAGCGCAGAGGCGAGGCUGGCGGCGGCGAUGAAGGGACCCACAGAGCAGUACAUGUUGGACAACCCCGCGGAGGAAUCCGAACGCCGCAACUCAGGUGUCGUUUUGACCUUGGGUCCACCUGCGGAACGACCGCCCCAAAAUGUUGGAGAGGGCGGAGGGGUUCCCAUCAUUAUGCGGCAGGCAGCAGGAGUGCCAAUAUCUCAAGACUUAGUUUCACACGGGCCAAAGACAGCCUCAGAAUAG
Messenger RNA from Cladocopium goreaui, 1314 nucleotides. The record is from the annotation of a GenBank genome assembly. Lineage: Eukaryota; Dinophyceae; Suessiales; Symbiodiniaceae.